Messenger RNA from Mauremys reevesii (Reeves's turtle), 3431 nucleotides. RefSeq names its product collagen type XXV alpha 1 chain (gene COL25A1). Bases 1251 to 3407 code for a protein of 718 amino acids. The transcript has 38 exons. The record is from RefSeq and is a predicted model, not a curated record. NCBI's taxonomy places the organism in Eukaryota, Metazoa, Chordata, Testudines, Geoemydidae.
UUUAGGCAAAAGCGGAUAAUUAAGUCCAGAGAAAAAUCUCAAACUAUUAUUUACCUCCUGAGUGGCUGCAACUAUCUGGAUGGACUCAUUGACAUAUGUGCUCUAUUUAGUAAGCAUGGCUGCAGGCCUCUGUAUUGCUGACCUCCUGAAGAAGUAAUUAGUAGAAACUUAGGCCUGGUCGACACUAUAAAGUUAGGCUGAUGUAAGUCUCCUUUCAAUAAAGCUAUUUAUGCACAUGUUUAUGCUCAACUUUGUCUCUGGCUGAGAUAAGCGUCCCAUUAUGGCGAUGCAGUAAAACCACCUCCCUAAAUUGUGUAAAGCCAUGCUCAAUCGACUCUGUCUGACACGGUGCAAGUAUAGACACUGCAUGACCUAUGUUGACUCUGACAGUCCUCCAGCCCACUGUCCAGCAACAUCCCAGUCCCCAUGAGAGUGACUUUGCUGCUUUGUUCACAAUUUUAAACUCCUCUGCCCGGGGGUUCACAGAGACUGGAACAAUCUCCUCUUCCCCUUUUAAAAACUCUGCGUGUUUUUGAAGCGCCCUUUCCUGGCUGCCCACCUUGGUAAGCACACCUAGUAGCUCACCUUUGAUGGUGUUCAACCAAUCGAGGUGCCAUACGUACAUACAUGGAGCAGGCAAGAAGUGUUGGAUUUCCUGCUCCUAUGGGGAGAAGAGUCUGUGCAAGCACAGCUGCAGAACAACCAUAGAAACAUGACGUCUAUGAGCAGAUUGCACGGGGGAUGCUGGCAACUAUGUGAAAGAGAAGGAACUUCACCAGGGAUACCACAAGGCAAGGGAGGGCAACAAGAAAUCUGAUGCUGCCCAGCAGACCUGCUGUUUUUACAACUGACUGUACGUCAUACUUGGCGGUGACCCCACCAGCACUCCACAGUGGAUACCUCAGAGGAGCCUGGCAUGGAGACCCGAGCCAUGAACAGCGAAGAGGAGGAGGGUGGUGGAGACACAACAGAGGACUCCAACCAUGCAGCAAACUAAACCCAUUUAAAAUUCCACAAGAGUCUAGUCUGUCCUGCUGAUGAAGGGGAAGGGAGUUCAGUGUCCUGGGAGCCAGAUGGCUGCCGCACUACAUACCAGAGGUGGCGGCAUCUCACAAUGCUUCGUUUGUGAUCCUUCAGGAUAAAAGUGCUGUGUGCCAGUUGGCUAACUCCAUCCACCUUGCAGGUGGCAACAUCCGGUGGCAACAGAGGCUGAUGCUGUAACCAUUUACUAUCAGGAUCUCACUAUUCAAAUGGAACCAACAAUGAAGUGUUUAUCCCAGUGGGACUACUCAACAUCACACCUGGUAUUGCCCCCAAUGGGGGGAGGAAAAACUGCUGCAUCUACAGCGUGGAAAAGCAUGUUGGGGACAAGCCAAGAAACCAAAAGACAGGAUGGCAACGGGGAGCCGAGCUGCCUUGGGGGACAGCGCUGCUGUCCUAGCUGGACUCUGCCCUCCAGUUCGCUGCUGGCUGCUUUCCUGUCAGUGGUGGCUGUAGCCUCCUGUGUGUAUCUGGGGGUGAAGACCAGUGAUCUACACGCGAGGGUCUCUGCCAUCGAGAGCGCCCAAGGGGACUUCUCUGCUGCUGCUGCUGCUUCUUACCAGCUGCUGCCCGGCUUCUCCCUGGAUCAGUUAAAUUCAAUGAUGCAAGAAAAAGUGGAGCGACUUCUAGCUCAGAAAUCCUACGAGCAUUUGGCAAAAAUAAGAAUAGCAAGAGAAGCGCCUCCAGAGUGCAACUGCCCAGCAGGCCCUCCAGGGAAACGAGGUAAGAGGGGCAGAAGAGGAGAGACCGGACCUCCUGGUCCUCCUGGUCCAAAAGGCGAGAAGGGAGAUCAAGGUGAUCAGGGCCCUCGGAUGGUGUUUCCUAAAAUCAAUCAUGGGUUUCUCUCUGCUGAUCAGCAGCUCAUUAAACGCCGCCUCAUUAAGGGUGAUCAAGGACAAGCUGGACCCCCUGGUCCUCCAGGGCCACCAGGACCCAGAGGUCCUCCAGGAGACACUGGCAAAGAUGGCCCCCGAGGGAUGCCUGGAGUACCGGGAGAGCCAGGAAAACCAGGUGAACAAGGGUGGAUGGGGCCUCAGGGACCUCCAGGACAAAAGGGUUCUGUUGGAGUGCCUGGUGUUCCAGGAAUAGAUGGACAUAUGGGUGAACCAGGUUUGCCUGGUACAGUAGGAGAACGCGGCGCACCAGGGCUUAAGGGUGACCCUGGAGAACGAGGAGAAAAGGGUGAUGCUGGAGAAAAUGGAUCCAAAGGUGACAUGGGUGAAAAGGGUGAUCCUGGAUCUUCUGCUGCAGGAAUUAAGGGAGAACCUGGAGAAUCUGGUCGGCCAGGACAAAAGGGUGAACCAGGUCUUCCUGGGCUUCCUGGACUCCCUGGGAUAAAGGGUGAACCAGGUUUCAUUGGUCCACAGGGAGAACCUGGAUUACCAGGGUUACCAGGAACAAAGGGUGAAAGAGGAGAAGUAGGGCCUCCUGGAAAGGGUGAGCGAGGUGAACCUGGAGUUCCUGGGCCAAAGGGAAAAUCAGGCGAAUCUGGAAAUAGAGGCCCAAAGGGGUCAAAGGGUGAUCCUGGAGACAAAGGUGAUUCAGGAGCAAUAGGUCCUAGGGGCCCGCCUGGACAAAAGGGAGACCAAGGUGCAACAGAGAUAAUUGACUACAAUGGCAAUAUCCAUGAAGCUCUGCAGAGGAUUACCACCCUAACUGUCACGGGUCCGCCAGGGCCACCCGGACCUCAAGGAGCACAAGGCCCAAAGGGUGAACCAGGAUCCCAAGGAACUCCAGGAGCUGAAGGGGAACAGGGUCCUAAAGGCUCAAAGGGGGACGUGGGUGAGUCUGGCAUACCAGGAGAAAAGGGAGGAAUUGGACUCCCAGGUUUACCAGGAGCCAAUGGUAUGAAAGGAGAAAAAGGAGAUGUUGGUUUGCCUGGUCCUCAAGGUCCUUCUAUCAUAGGACCCCCAGGACCACCAGGGCCGCAUGGGUCACCAGGCCCUAUGGGACCCCAUGGACUGCCUGGCCCAAAGGGAGCAUCUGGCUUAGACGGAAAGCCAGGACCCCGGGGUAUGGAUGGCCCAGUCGGUCCACAUGGCCCAGCAGGUCCUAAAGGAGAUAGAGGUGAAAAGGGAGCUGUUGGUGACCCUGGACCCAGAGGACCAUAUGGUUUGCCUGGCAAAGAUGGCGAGCCUGGCCUUGAUGGUUUCCCUGGUCCUCGAGGAGAAAAGGGUGAUCUAGGCGAAAAGGGAGAAAAGGGAUUCCGUGGAAUUAAGGGGGAAAAAGGGGAGCCAGGCCAGCCAGGCCUGGAUGGGCUGGAUGCCCCUUGCCAAUUGGUACAGUAUUUCUCUUUCCUACCAACCCUGCAUGCGAUUCCUUUGUAUAUAGUCAGUCAUUCUCAGUGUAAAGUGGUGUUUUUCUGAGCGGACUUUACGUUAUCCACCUAA